AUGAUAAUUCAAGUUGUCUGUCUGUUGCCCAUUGUGGCUGUGUCCGUCACUGCAGUGGUGGUUCCUAGCCCGCCCGGUCCAUACGACGUGUUUUACAACACAGCAAAAAUGAUUGACAAUACCAGAGUCGAUCCGUUUGACAUUAAGCAAGGAAAACGUGCUGUUAUGACUUCAAUAUUUGCCCCCACGGACUGCAGAGUCGAUCUCGAGAAGAUAGAUUACUUGCCUGCAGCGACUGCCCAAUUCUAUUCCGACCUAUACGGCACGUAUGGACUAUCUAAUGGAUCAAUUCAGUCCAUUCAACUCCAGAUGUGCCCAGAACCACCAAAGGACCAUCACAUCCCGUAUCCACUGGUGAUCUUUUCACCUGCCCUUGGCACGACGCGACUAUUCUACAGUGCCAUUGCACAAGCUGUGGCCAGCGCUGGAUAUGUUGUGGUGUCUGUGGAUCAUCCAUAUGAUACUGAAUUUCUGGAGUUCCCGGAUGGAAGCAUCUUGACUGCUGCGAACAUUAGUGACGCGCAGGUUCCGCUGGAUGUCGACACCCGAGCGCAGGAUAUUAUGUUUGUGCUGGAACAGCUAGGUACAAACGCGGGAGUAGCAGCCCUGCUCCCUGGACGGCGAGCUCGAGGCUUGGAUACUCGGCGAGCCGCGAUGUACGGUCACUCGCUCGGGGGUGCGGCCACCGCCACCGCCAUGCAUUUGGACCGUCGAAUUGUUGCUGGAGCGAACCUGGACGGGUCAAUGUUCGGACCAGUCCUUCAAAAAGGGCUCCAGGGACCAUUUUUCCUGUUCGGGCACGAAAACAAAACCCAGGCGACGGACCCAUCAUGGGCGGAGUUCUGGUCAAAUCUGCGGGGCUGGAAAUUAGAGCUGGAACUGUCGCAGUCUCAGCAUUACACAUUCUCAGACUUGCCGCUUCUAGUGAAGCUCCUGGGGCUACCUGUGGAGGAGGUACCUGCUAUUCAAUCUAUGAUUGGAAUCUUGGAUGGAUCCGAAGCUUUUGAAAUUAUUCACCGAACUGUCGUUGCCUUUUUAGAUUUUGGGCUUCGUCGGACAUCGUCGAGUCCGCUUCAGGAGGUUGUUUCUCAGUAUUCGGAGGUGUCAGUCGUUGCAACCUAG
Molecule: messenger RNA, 1122 nt
Organism: Penicillium maclennaniae
Lineage: Eukaryota; Fungi; Ascomycota; Eurotiomycetes; Eurotiales; Aspergillaceae
Product: alpha/beta hydrolase family protein
Exons: 1
Coding region: 1-1122 (373 amino acids)
Molecular function (GO): 1-alkyl-2-acetylglycerophosphocholine esterase activity
Source: RefSeq, a predicted model, not a curated record